GGCCUACUCCAUUCAGUGUUCUGCAGCGCGUUCGCCAUAGCGCAGAGCGAGUAUGGCCGCCUAAAUUUUCGUCAAAAUGAAGGAAAAAGGCUGAAUUUCGGCCCGACCCCUCAAACCGUGCCCACCCAUCCAGUGCAACAAUUUUCCGCAGUGUCUGCCGCGAAAAACCCAGUGAAAAUGUGACGCGACUGACCAUAACGCGGAGACUUCGACGAUCGAUCAAAGCACAUCCCGAUCCGGUUCUAAUGCUCCAAAUCCGGCGAAAAAAUGUAGUGUUUCAGUGGACUUAUUUCGAGUGAACCAAACCAAAAACAAUGUUUUGGAAUAUCUGUUGUGGUCUGAUUUCUUUCACCUGGUUCGUGUUAGAAGUAAACGGUCAAGUUUAUCCUCCACCUAUCGUACGAACAGAACAAAGAUGGCAAAUUUUCGAAUCCGACCCUGUGGGAACAAAAGUCAACCAAGCCCACGCCACGGGAAAUCCUGGAAGGACCCUAACAUACGGCAUCGAGCCUCUAAUGUCUGAGGGGGACGAAAAACCGCCUAAGAAGCUACCAUUUCGAAUAGAUUCCAGGACAGGAGCGAUUUAUCUGAACGAAUCUGUCCAAGGACGGGGAGGCGAACACCUCCGCCUUUACGUGACAGUAUCAGAAGGCGACCUCCCCACAAAGUUCGAAGUGGCCGCCUACAUCCUCAAAGCCUCCACCGCGGACUCUCCCCCCGAAAACAACAAAAAUCGCUUCAAAAUCCCCGGCUUCCCCCCGCGCCCGGAGUACGAGCAAAGACCGCCGCUCGUCCCCAACAACCCGCCGCCCCAGAUCAGGAACUACCCGCCCCCGGAGCCCCUCUUCCACCCCAAACCCAGCACGUCCACGUAUCUGCGGCCCGUCAAACUCGAGCCCAAGGAGGUGAAGAACGACAUAAACGAAGACGAAACGAGGGAACAAGAGACGACAACCGUGAAAAACGCGACGGACGUUCCCUCGACACAAAACUACGACGAAAACAAGUUCGAUCAAGCGGUUAAAUCUCCGCCCGAUAUCGCGGUCACGGUGGUGCCGAUUAUCUCCGUUUGUGCGGUGUUUUUGAUGGUGGGCGUCAUCGCCGUGGUGUUCAGAAAGAAGAUUCACUUGGGGAAACCCAAAGGCUCCAAAGACGAUAUCAGAAAACCUUCGUCUGGAGGAAUCGUUCUGCAUGAGGAGCCUGCUAUUGGAAUGCAACAAUGGAGAGGACCCAUUGCCUUCAACAAUCGCUACGAGCUGUGGGAAAGAGAGGUUAAUCGUUCACAGGCGAGUCAUCAGAUUUCGGCUCCGAUUAAGGACGUGGACAGGUGGGAGUUUCCUCGUCAUCGGCUCAAGUUUUUCAAUAUUUUGGGGGAGGGGGCGUUCGGUCAGGUGUGGAAGUGCGAAGCCAUCGACAUCGAUGGCAAAGAAGGAAUUUCCGUCGUGGCGGUGAAGACCCUCAAGGAAAACGCGAACGAGAAAGAGAAAUCAGAUUUGCUGUCGGAGCUGCAAGUGAUGAAAAUGCUCGAACCCCAUCCCAACGUCGUCCGGCUUCUGGGCUGCUGCACAGACAAAGAGCCCAUAUUUUUGAUAAUGGAGUACAUAAGCAAGGGCAAAUUGCAGAGCUAUUUACGAAACUCGAGGGCAGAAAGGUACUACAAUAACAUGCACGGCCAAAGCAAAUCCCUCACGUCGAGAGAUCUUACGUCUUUUGUGUACCAGGUCGCCAAGGGAAUGGAAUUUCUGUCCGCUAAUGGGAUCAUCCACCGAGAUUUGGCAGCUCGCAAUAUUCUGAUCACAGAAGAGCACACGUGUAAAGUGGCCGACUUCGGCUUCGCCCGAGACGUUAUAGUCUCUCAUGUUUAUGAAAGGAAGAGCGAAGGCCGACUCCCCAUUCGCUGGAUGGCGCCAGAAUCGCUUUAUGAUAACAUCUUCUCCGUCAAAUCGGACGUGUGGAGCUUCGGUGUACUUAUGUGGGAGAUCGUCACCUUGGGAAGCACCCCCUACCCCGGACUAUCAGCGGCAGAAGUGAUGAAGAAGGUUAGGGACGGAUAUCGACUGGACAAACCCGAGCACUGCAGACGCGAACUCUACAACAUAAUGUACUAUUGUUGGGACAAGGAUUCGAAGCAGAGGCCCACCUUCACCGAAUGCGUCCAGUUGCUCGAGAAGCUCCUGAUGACAGAAACCGACUACAUAGAAUUAGAGCGCUUUCCCGAUCACUCCUAUUACAACAUGAUGAGUUUAAGCGGAGAGAAACUGUAACGGUGGAAGAAACUCGGAAAAUGGAUAUAAUUUGCGCAGUCUAACAUGUGGUGUUCUCCAGUUUUAUUGUUAAGAUGUAAGCUCACUCCCAGUGGUUGUUACAAAGAAAUAACCAAAGUUUUGUUAUUUGUUACGGAAGAGUGCGGUCUUCCGGAUAACUUAUGAAAUAUGGAAUUUUCGCUAGUAGGAGUUUUCAGCCCGCUAGGAAAAUUCACGCUAAUGCGAUUAAGUAAUUUAUGUAGUUAGAGUUAGCAAGAAGACUGUAA
Messenger RNA from Zophobas morio, 2530 nucleotides. It is a transcript of the gene Cad96Ca, whose product is annotated as tyrosine kinase receptor Cad96Ca. Bases 315 to 2264 code for a protein of 649 amino acids. Gene Ontology annotation, cellular component: signaling receptor complex; plasma membrane. Gene Ontology annotation, biological process: multicellular organism development; cell surface receptor protein tyrosine kinase signaling pathway; protein phosphorylation. Lineage: Eukaryota; Metazoa; Arthropoda; Insecta; Coleoptera; Tenebrionidae. The transcript is spliced from 8 exons. Gene Ontology annotation, molecular function: transmembrane receptor protein tyrosine kinase activity; calcium ion binding; ATP binding. The record is from RefSeq and is a predicted model, not a curated record.